Messenger RNA from Bactrocera oleae (olive fruit fly), 3155 nucleotides. RefSeq names its product glycine--tRNA ligase (gene GlyRS). Gene Ontology annotation, biological process: mitochondrial glycyl-tRNA aminoacylation. The record is from RefSeq and is a predicted model, not a curated record. Gene Ontology annotation, molecular function: glycine-tRNA ligase activity; ATP binding. NCBI's taxonomy places the organism in Eukaryota, Metazoa, Arthropoda, Insecta, Diptera, Tephritidae. Gene Ontology annotation, cellular component: cytoplasm; mitochondrion.
AUGGCUUAACUGCUUUUUACACGGCAACACUCUAAUUAGAACUGUCUACUGCACAGUCCGGCACCCUUAUAUAGUAAAUUUUUAACAAAAGUUCGCUACUAGAACAUUCUAACAACUACGAAUUCGCUGUCUAGUUGCUUCUGACAGUUUAUCGUCGAUUCUGAUAUGUUCUGGUAUUCGUAUAUACGUUCUCCGCCUAAACGAUGUAUAAUAGAAUCCCUGCAACCCUGAUGUAAUGUCAUCUAAAAACUUUGUUGUCGACAUACAUAUCGAUGAAAUUAUUUGCACGCGUGUAAAAUCCUUUCACAAAAACGAAGAAUAUAUUAAUGUCGUUGCAGGUAAUUAGAGCAUUCCCACUGCUACGCUCCACUUCAGUGAAAUUGUGGAAAUCUCAUCAAAAUAAUUUGGAAUCGAAAACAAAAUAUUGUAUUAGCGGUAGCUUAUUGAACUUUGCCAACAAAGCUCAAUUUAGUAUCCAAAACCAUAUUGGAGAUUUCAUUAAUAACAAUAGUGUAAAACCUGACAUAUUAGCACCUGAAAACUCUAAUUGGGGUACGAAGAAAACCAAACGAAAAGUAAGGUUACGCCUUACCGAUAUGAGUAAUUCAGAAAUCGAAGCAAAGUUAGCGCCAUUGCGUGCUGCAGUGCUGGAGCAAGGAAAUUUGGUGCGUGAACUAAAAGUGAAAGGUGCGCCUGAGAUAGAUGUGAAACGUGCUGUGGCUGAAUUAAAAGCCCGUAAAAAGAUAUUAGAGGACCGUGAGUUAGAACUUACUCCAAGCGUCGUAACAUUCGAUCGAUCGAAAAUGGAGGACUUGCUUAAACGUCGUUUCUUUUAUGACCAAAGUUUUGCAAUUUACGGUGGUAUAACGGGCCAAUAUGACUUUGGUCCUAUGGGUUGUGCGUUAAAGUCAAACAUUCUUUCUCUGUGGCGUCAAUUUUUCGUCUUGGAAGAGCAAAUGCUUGAAGUGGAUUGCUCAAUAUUAACACCAGAACCAGUUCUGAAAGCUUCCGGACAUGUAGAUCGUUUUGCAGAUUUAAUGGUGAAAGAUGUUAAAACUGGUGAGUGUUUCCGGCUUGAUCAUUUGAUAAAGAAUGCUUUGGAAAAAUUGUCAAAGGAGAAAACUUCAACAUCAGAAGUAAAAGCCGAUUGUGAAGACAUUGUUGUUAAGCUUGAUGGCAUGAAUAAGCAAGAGAUGUCUGAUGUACUUGCAAAGUACAGCAUAAAGUCCCCAUUAACUGGUAAUGAUUUGACUGAACCGAUUGAAUUUAAUUUAAUGUUUGCUACUCAAAUUGGCCCUACUGGUAUAGUAAAAGGCUUCUUACGACCAGAAACAGCACAAGGUAUUUUUGUUAAUUUCAAGCGAUUACUUGAGUUUAACCAAGGGAAGUUGCCUUUCGCUGUUGCUCAAAUUGGUAAUUCAUUCCGAAAUGAAAUCUCGCCCCGCUCUGGACUAAUUCGUGUUCGUGAAUUUACAAUGGCGGAAAUAGAAUAUUUUUGUGAUCCAACUCUUAAAAAUCAUCCCAAAUUUGAAAGUAUAGCCGAUACUCUUUUAACACUUUAUUCGGCAUGCAAUCAAAUGGAUGGCAAAUCAUCUCAAAAAAUAUCAAUUGGGGAAGCUGUAGCAAACAAUUUGGUGGCAAAUGAAACACUGGGUUACUAUAUGACAAGAAUUCACCAAUUUCUUAUGACAAUAGGUAUAAAACAAGAAUGUCUUCGUUUUCGCCAGCAUAUGAACAAUGAAAUGGCCCAUUACGCUUGUGACUGUUGGGACGCAGAAUGUCUUACAAGCUAUGGCUGGGUAGAAUGCGUUGGCUGUGCUGAUAGAUCCGCUUACGACUUAGGUCAGCACACUCAAGCAACUGGGGUUAGGCUGGUGGCUGAAAAGCGUUUACAUGAACCCAAAACCAUUGAAGUGUCUGAAAUCGUACCGAACAAACAAACAUUGGGCAAAACUUUUAAAAAAGAUGCUAAAUCAAUUACAGAUGCUUUAUCUAAGCUUUCCACGAGGGAUGUGAAAGAAGUUGAACAGAAUUUAGAAGAAAAACAAGAAUACGUUCUUUCUCUACAUAAUGGUAGUGAAUUCAAAUUGACUCGUGAUACUAUAUUCGUCAAACACAGCACUAAAACAGUUCACGUUGAGGAAAUUACACCAAGUGUCAUUGAGCCAUCUUUCGGAGUAGGCCGUAUUAUGUACGCAUUGCUUGAGCAGAAUUUCCAAUGUCGUGAAGGUGAUGAACAGCGUUGUUUUUUCACACUACCAUCCGUGGUUGCGCCAUUGAAAUGCUCAAUACUGCCAUUGUCAAAUAACGCUGAUUUUAAUCCCUUUAUACGUCAGUUAUCCCUUGCAUUAACCAAGGCAGAGCUUUCACAUAAAGUGGAUGACUCAAGCGGAUCUAUUGGUCGACGUUAUGCACGAACUGAUGAAAUUGCCAUACCUUUUGGCAUUACCAUUGACUUUGAUACACUAAAGAAACCACAUACUGUAACUUUAAGAGAUCGCGAUUCUCUUAAACAGGUCCGUAUUGGCAUCAAUGAAGUUAUAGAAGUUGUUAAGAAUUUAUCUACUGGAAAAGUGCAUUGGCCUCAAGUUAUUGAAAAAUACCCCGUAUUUGAACAGCAAGAGGCUACAAAGUGAAUAAAACCAUGCAUUUCAAUUAUAAUGAUAUAAAAAUUUGUAAAGUUGUCGAUUUUUGUAAUUCUAGAAUCUUACGUUAUACAUAUUAGGCUGAAAGCGAAAAUAUAAAUACAAAAGCGUCGUGUUUUCUGUUCUGUUUUCUGUGCUGAAUUAAAUUUAUUAUAUUAUAAUUUUUCUUAAUUAUUUUAUAUAUAAUAUUGACCUCACUCCAUGUUAAUUAACCAACUUUACUUUUAAUUUACAUAACCAGUUGUAUCCUUCACUUGAUCAGAUCACUUUUGGAUCAGAGGCAUAGAAUAGUUUGGUAAAGACGCAACGACAUAAUUUAUUAUUAUAAUAAUGAUUUUUAUAAUUAAGAAGCCAUUUUAAAAACAAUACAGGAAAUUUGAUGUUUCUGACAGUAUCUUAACUUUCUUUCUGAUUUUAGGAAGAUUUAAAAAUUCUUAGUAACAAAAUUUUAAUUAUAAUAAAACUAUAUGAUGAAACUAACUCUUGCCGCAAUUAAAUGUCUAUAAUACA